This is a messenger RNA of Cladophialophora carrionii CBS 160.54, 1539 nucleotides long. RefSeq lists its product as uncharacterized. The record is from RefSeq and is a predicted model, not a curated record. NCBI's taxonomy places the organism in Eukaryota, Fungi, Ascomycota, Eurotiomycetes, Chaetothyriales, Herpotrichiellaceae. Gene Ontology annotation, molecular function: transmembrane transporter activity. The transcript has 3 exons. Gene Ontology annotation, biological process: transmembrane transport. Bases 1 to 1539 code for a protein of 512 amino acids.
AUGGCAUUUUUCCGUCAAUCGUUUCAAAGAGACACUGUCUCACUGGCAGGAUUGUGUGUGGUGGUGCUCACCGAAAGCAUUGAUGCUACCUCGAUCGCGGUCGCCCUGCCUACCAUUGCAGAAGCAGUCUCAGCCUCCACAACUGCAGCGUACAGCUUGGGAACGAGCUUCCUGGUUGCGCUGACUCUGUGCCAACCAGUCUUCGCUUCUGGGUCGGACGUAUUCGGUCGCAAGCCUGCGCUUUUAUGUGCGCUUGUCGUCUUCCUUGCGGGUGCGGUGGUGGCAGCGGUCUCGAAGAAUGUGGCCGUCCUUUUGUUGGGCCGGGUCCUUCAAGGAAGCGGGGGAGCUGGCGUCAUGGUCCUUGCCGUCAUCGUAUUAUCAGACAUCUUCCCGUUGGGAGAGCGGGCGAAAUAUGUGGGCGUGAUGAACGCAGUCUGGGCUGUAGGGAGCGUCUCCGGACCUGUUCUAGGUGGUGCGCUUGCACAGGUAUCCUGGAGAUGGAUCUUCUGGAUCAACAUCCCCCUUGUCGUUCUCAGCAUCACGAGUAUCGCGGCCUUCUUGCCUAGGAGAGCCGCGGACAUUCCGCUGUGGACCAAGCUGGGACACAUUGACUAUGUCGGCAUUGUCAUGUUCCUUACCUUUGGAGUGUCAUUCUUCCUACCGCUGGUCUUUGCCGGUAUCAUCCGUCCUUGGUCAUCGUGGGAAAUUUUGGUUCCUUUGCUGGUGGGCAUUGCAGGCAUGGUCUUGUUCCUAGGGUAUGAGAAGAAGGUCGCAAAGGAACCCAUGCUCCGUCUGGCCGUGUUUGCCAACCGUACGGCGAAUGUUGGACAGUUCGGCAUCUUCGUCCAUGGCGUCUUGCUUUGGACCCUAGUAUACUAUUUGCCGCUGUACUAUGAAGGCGUCAAGGGCUACAGCCCGCUCAUAACCGGGCUGGCCGUCUUUCCGGAAACUUUCACCGUAGCCCCAGCCGCAGUGGUGACCGGUUUUUACAUCAGUUCGACAGGUCAAUACAGGUGGGCGGUCUGGGCCGGAUGGUUUCUCACCACGUUGGGUUACGGACUGUUAUGCUUGCUGAAACCGGGGACCACAGUCCCUAGCUGGAUUUUUUUGAACCUCGUCGCAGGUCUUGGGGUGGGCAUGUUAGUCCCGGCCUUGUCGAUUACGGUACAGGCGGCCACUCAGGGUACAAACGUUUCCCACACGAUUUCGAUGUAUGCUUUGGUCCGCGCCAGCGGGCAGGCGUGCGGUGUCGCGAUCGGAACGGCCAUUUUCCAGACUCAAUGCAAAAGUGUACUGGCGGGUAUGUCGGGCGUCAAUCUUACCGCGGAAGCCCUGAUCCGAGAGAUUCAACAAUUCUCAGGAACUCCGGACCAGCUGGAUGAGCUUCAAGAGGCGGUUGUGCGGUCAGUUCGCAUUGUCUGGGCAUCAGGCUGUGCAAUGGCCGCCCUCGCCGGCGUCGCUUCGAUCUGGAUCAAACCCUACGCGUUGAGAAGCAAGCCUCAAGCUGGGGAGGCCGGUGUUGAGACCGCCGCGAGUUAA